AAAACUUCUUCGUCUGUUACCAUCCCCAAACUUCCAACUUCGCCCAUAUUCUCUCGUAAGAAUGACUUCGUCGCGUCGGUCAAAGCUAUCUUGGAAAACUUCCGGCAAGCGUACUCCGCGAGUGCCCAUUUCUGCACCCCUUGAUGGGGAUGACAAUUCUAGCUCAAGAUCGAAGAGUUUCAAUUCACUUCUUCGUGUGGGACUCAAGAGCACUCGCACCGGCAAGCCUCGUACCGCCAGAAUGUCAAUUGCAGUGCAUGGGAGUGAAAUUUCUGCAAGUCGAUCAAGAAGAGCACUUCCACGUCUUCACAGCUGGGGAUUGAAGGGCUUUAGAACGGGAAAGGGUACCCCAAAGAUCCAAAUUGCAGGCCACGUUAGGGGUCAAACUUCUGCAAGUCGAUCAAGAAGAGCACUUCCACGCCUUCACUGGGGAUUGAAGGGCUUUAGAACUGGAAAGAGCACCCCAAAGAUCCAAAUUGCAGGCCACGUUGGGGGUCAAUGUUCUGCAACUCGUUCAAGAAGAGCACCUCCUCGCCUUCGCUGGGGAUUCAGGUGGUUUAGAACUGGACAGGGUACCCCAAAGAUCCAAAUUGCAGGCCACGUUGGGGGUCAGUGUUCUGCAGCUCGUUCAAGAAGAGCACCUCCUCGCCUUCGCUGGGGAUUCAGGCGGUUUAGAACUGGACAGGGUGCCCCAAGAAUCCAAAUUGCAGGCCACGUUGGGGGUCAGUGUUCUGCAGCUCGUUCAAGAAGAGCACCCCCACGCCUUCUCUGGGGAUUCAGGCGCUUUAGAACUGGACAGGGUGCCCCAAGAAUCCAAAUUGCAGGGCUUGGGGGUCAAAGUUCUGCAGCUCGCUUUAGAACUGGAAAGGGUGCUCCAAGAAUCCAUGUUGCAGGACAGGAUGAGGCUCAAAGUUCUACAGCUCGUUCAAGAAGAGCAACAUCGCUUCUUCGCUGGGGGCUCAGGCGCUCUAGAACUGGAAAGGGUGCCCCAAGAAUCCAAGUUGCAGGGCAGGAUGAGGUCAAAGUUCAGCAGCUCGAUCGAUCAAGAGCACCUCCACUUGGGGAAUUCAAGCGCUCUAGAACCGGAAAGGGGGCUCCAAGAAUCCAAAUUGCAGGGCAGGGUCAAUGUUCUGCAGCUGCGUUGACUUCAAAUCCCACAGUAUCGACCGAAAUGUGCGCUGAGGCCCUCUUGGACCUAGCCGCAGGUGAGCCGCCGCUUCAUGAUGAACCUACCUUCAUGGAGAGGAUCCAAGCACAGGGCAGCACUAAAAAGUAAGCUUUGUUCUUCAAUCAAUCAUCAGUACAUUUAGAUGGUCUUCAUGAUGAACCUUGUCUUCAAACAAUCACAGUUCUAUGUCUUGUACAUUUACACUUUAACGAGUACAUUCUGUAAAUAGUAUCUACCCUAUAAAAUCACACAUCACAC
Messenger RNA from Cuscuta epithymum, 1426 nucleotides. The record is from the annotation of a GenBank genome assembly. NCBI's taxonomy places the organism in Eukaryota, Viridiplantae, Streptophyta, Magnoliopsida, Solanales, Convolvulaceae.